GACUCCCUGUCCCUGGGCGCCGGUCUCUGGGCCACCUCAGAGGCGGAGCUUGGCUGUACCCACGUGUGGUGGAGUUAAAUACUCGGAGCCCACACCCGCUGGGGCAGAGAAGCAAGAAGCGGCACCAUGGCUGGCAAGAAAGUCUGCAUUGUCGGCUCCGGCAACUGGGGUUCAGCCAUUGCCAAGAUCGUGGGUAGCAACGCAGGCCGGCUGGCACACUUUGACCCGCGGGUGGCCAUGUGGGUGUUUGAGGAAGACAUUGGGGGCAGAAAGCUGACUGAGAUCAUCAACACUCAACAUGAGAAUGUUAAAUACCUGCCAGGGCACAAGCUGCCCCCCAAUGUGGUGGCUGUCCCCGAUGUGGUCCAGGCUGCAGCAGAUGCUGACAUCCUGAUCUUUGUAGUGCCCCAUCAGUUCAUUGGCAAGAUCUGUGACCAGCUCAAGGGCCACCUGAAGGCCAAUACCAUCGGCAUAUCUCUUAUUAAGGGGGUAGACGAGGGCCCCAAUGGGCUGAAGCUCAUCUCUGAAGUGAUUGGGGAACGCCUUGGCAUCCCCAUGAGCGUGCUGAUGGGGGCCAACAUUGCCAGCGAGGUGGCUGAGGAGAAGUUCUGUGAAACAACCAUUGGCUGCAAGGACCCAGCUCAGGGACAGCUGCUGAAGGAACUGAUGCAGACGCCCAACUUCCGCAUCACUGUGGUACCGGAGGUGGACACAGUGGAGAUCUGUGGGGCUUUGAAGAAUAUAGUGGCCGUGGGGGCUGGCUUCUGUGAUGGACUUGGCUUCGGUGACAACACAAAGGCAGCUGUGAUCCGUCUGGGGCUCAUGGAGAUGAUCGCCUUCGCCAAGCUCUUCUGCAGCGGCUCGGUGUCCUCUGCCACCUUCCUGGAGAGCUGCGGGGUGGCCGACCUCAUCACUACCUGCUAUGGAGGGCGGAACCGCAAAGUGGCAGAGGCCUUUGUUCGCACUGGGAAGUCCAUUGAGCAGCUGGAGAAAGAGAUGCUGAACGGACAGAAGCUGCAGGGGCCCCAGACAGCCCGUGAGCUACACAGCAUCCUGCAACACAAGGGCCUUGUGGACAAGUUUCCCCUGUUCACUGCUGUGUACAAAGUGUGUUAUGAAGGCCAGCCAGUGGGUGAGUUCAUCCGCUGCCUGCAGAACCACCCAGAGCACAUGUGAGCGGGGCCAGGGCAGGCCCAGGACAGGCUGCUCCUUUGUUCCAACGGAGACAAGCAGAAGCGUGUGAUAGCUGUCAUCAGGAUGAUCUCCGGGACUCCCCCCAUCCAGCAGAGUCCUGCCUGAAGGACCCUGAGGACCGACGUGAGGCUGUGGGGCUCAGCUACACACCCGGAGAGGCGGGACUUGCUGCGGAGCCUGCAGCCUCUUGCAGAAUCCAGGCUUCCUCAGUGUCCUCUGGGCAGGUGUAGAACCAAGCUGCCCCCCGGGGAGGGGUUCGGGGAAAU
Acomys russatus (golden spiny mouse) is the source of this 1460-nucleotide messenger RNA. It is a transcript of the gene Gpd1, whose product is annotated as glycerol-3-phosphate dehydrogenase 1. NCBI's taxonomy places the organism in Eukaryota, Metazoa, Chordata, Mammalia, Rodentia, Muridae. Gene Ontology annotation, biological process: glycerol-3-phosphate catabolic process; carbohydrate metabolic process. Bases 127 to 1176 code for a protein of 349 amino acids. The record is from RefSeq and is a predicted model, not a curated record. Gene Ontology annotation, cellular component: cytosol; glycerol-3-phosphate dehydrogenase (FAD) complex. Gene Ontology annotation, molecular function: glycerol-3-phosphate dehydrogenase [NAD(P)+] activity; NAD binding; protein homodimerization activity. The transcript is spliced from 8 exons.